Thalassophryne amazonica is the source of this 909-nucleotide messenger RNA. Its product is annotated as ribosomal RNA processing protein 36 homolog. NCBI's taxonomy places the organism in Eukaryota, Metazoa, Chordata, Actinopteri, Batrachoidiformes, Batrachoididae. The record is from RefSeq and is a predicted model, not a curated record. Gene Ontology annotation, cellular component: 90S preribosome; nucleolus. Gene Ontology annotation, biological process: maturation of SSU-rRNA from tricistronic rRNA transcript (SSU-rRNA, 5.8S rRNA, LSU-rRNA).
CUGUCAGGUGUUCCUGUAAAGAAAACUACUAUGAGGGAUCCUCGAUUCGACGACCUGUCUGGAGAAUACAAACCUGCCAUAUUUGAAACCUCGUAUAAAUUCAUUAAUGACCUCAGACAAAGAGAGAAAGAGGUGGUAAAAAAGGAGCUGAAGAAAGAAGAAAACAGCCAGAGGAAAGAAAAACUGCAGAGUCUCCUGAAGAGGAUGGAAAACCAGGAGCGAGUGAGGAAGAGCCGAAAAGAGGAGAGCGAGCGAGAGCUGCAGUUCAAGAAGCAGCAGAGAGAGGGCGCCAAACAGGGCCUGAGACCCUUCUUCAUCAAGAAAUCUGAGAAGAAGAAGCUGCAGCUCGCAGAGAAAUACCAGCAGCUGAAGAAGAGCGGGAAGCUGGACACGUUUCUCAGCAAGAAGAGGAAGAGGAACACCAGGAAGGACCGCCGGAAGCUGCCCGGAUAACUGUGACAAAACACAUGAAGAAGAAGCAGCUGAGAAAAAAACAAACGCUGAACUCUGACACCAGACACACUUUGCUCUGUGGUGGAGCAGUGACCCCAGUUAGCCACUAGAUGGGAGCAGUGUCGCAUCAUCACUGCAGGUGGACUCAGUGAGCCACAGGGUUCCUUUUUGUUUUUUGGGGGGGUCACUGAAUUUAUGGUAAAUUUUGUAUUUUUAGGAUGGAUAUCAGCACAAUAAUAUUUAAUGCCACCAGGGGGUGCUGUGUAGUUUCACUGUGAAAUGUGCUUAUAAAGAGGAAGAACAGAGUAAAUGAUGUCACAUUAACAUAAUUUCACCAUCAUUCCUGAAGUAGAAUUCCAGGAUUGUUCAUUCCUGGCAGAGAGAUGUGCACAGAGUGCCCUUCGCCCUGGAACUAAAAACCCCAAAAGUGGGGGGAAAAAAAAAAAAAGUCUGAAA